Molecule: messenger RNA, 1341 nt
Organism: Achroia grisella
Lineage: Eukaryota; Metazoa; Arthropoda; Insecta; Lepidoptera; Pyralidae
Product: ice nucleation protein-like
Exons: 3
Coding region: 1-1341 (446 amino acids)
Source: RefSeq, a predicted model, not a curated record
AUGGCGGCUAAACUCGUCGUAGCUGUAGCACUCUUCGCCAUGUGCCAAUCAAGUCCUGUCCUUAUAAACGGAAUUCUAUACCGUGAUGGACGUGGCUUCUCUGUCGCCCAGGGCUAUAGUAGCAACUAUGGAGGCAUUAGUCAAGCUUCUGGCUCAGCGAGCAGUAGCGGUGGUUCUGCUCAAGCUUACGGUAGUGGGUCUACUGGAGCUCAAAUCGCCCGUAACGAUGGUUUCGCAGAAAUCUAUCCCGGCCAAGCUAUUGCUCAAGCACAAGUCUACGACGCUCCUGAAGUGCCCUCAUAUGGUUCUGCAAAAGCAGUAGCUGAGGUUCAAAAUGGAGCAACGUACUACCCCGUCCCUGCUCCAGCGACCGUUAUUACCUACGAGCAGAACUUUGAAGUACCCGCUGAAAUCAGUUAUGAAAUCCCCGCUCAAGGUCCAGUCUCGGCUCAUUCAUCAGCUGUCUUGAAUGGUAAUGCCGAUACAGCUAUAUCUUCUGCAAUCACUAACGGAGCUGGUUCGGCUCAAUCCUCAUCUCAGACACAGAGAGGUAUUGGCAGCUACGGACUCACAUCAUCUAACGCCAAGACCUUCGGUUCGGGAUAUGGAUCCGCUUCAUCAAAUGCUAACAAUGGAUAUGGAUCAGCUGUAACCGCUGCCCGAACUCAAGGAAGUGGUUCGGCUUUAUCUACAGCUCAAACUCAAUCUAACGGUGGAUAUGGCUCUGCCUCUUCCUCAGCAACUAACGGACAACCUGAACCUACGAUUGUAGUUGCCAAGACCCAGAAUUACGGUGCCAACUAUGGUUCUGCUAACGCUAAUGCCAAUGUGAACGGCGAAUACGGCAGCGCCAUCUCAUCUGCUAAGACUUCCAAUAAGAAGGGCAUAAGCUGGCGUUUUGGAACCCUUUACGAUAAUCCCUCUGGAUCUGCCAAUGCACAAGCCAACACUCAAUCUGGAUUUGGCGCUGUCAAAUCUACUGCUCAAACAUAUAACAAUGGUUUUCCUCAGGCUGGAUAUGGUUCCGCCAACGCUAAUGCGGACGUAAACGGUGCGGGCGCGGGCUCUGCCAAGUCUGCUGCUAAUACUAUGGGUGGAUACGGAUCUGCUAGCUCAUCAGCCAACCUUGGUGCUGGUUACGGUGCAGCUAAGUCGGCUGCCAAUACCCAAGGAUCAGUAUACGGCGGUUCAAGAACCGCAGCUGACGCUCAAAGCUCUGGAUUUGGCACCGCCUCUUCUUCUGCAAAGACCCAAGGUUUGACUACUGGCUACAGAAUCGCCAACUCCGCCGCCAAUACAUCGGGUUUCGGUUCCGCUCACGCCAAAGCACAGAGUUCGUAA